This is a messenger RNA of Homarus americanus (American lobster), 3122 nucleotides long. RefSeq names its product venom protease-like. The record is from RefSeq and is a predicted model, not a curated record. Gene Ontology annotation, biological process: proteolysis. The coding region runs from base 544 to 1857 and encodes 437 amino acids. Gene Ontology annotation, molecular function: serine-type endopeptidase activity. Lineage: Eukaryota; Metazoa; Arthropoda; Malacostraca; Decapoda; Nephropidae. The transcript has 9 exons.
AUUAUGGUGCAGCAGCUGUCUGAAUACAAUAUUAUGGUGCAGCAGCUGUCUGAAUACAAUAUUAUGGUGCAGCAGCUGUCUGACUACAAUAUUAUGGUGCAGCAGCUGUCUGAAUACAAUAUUAUGGUGCAGCAGCUGUCUGAAUACAAUAUUAUGGUGCAGCAGCUGUCUGAAUACAAUAUUAUGGUGCAGCAGCUGUCUGAACACAAAUAUCCAAUACCUUGAGCAAUUGUGUUCAGCAGUGGUUGGUUUUUCCUCGCACAUGACGUCAGAGAGUUUCUACCAUAACGCAGUAUUUUUUGUAACCUAUUUUUAGCUAUUAUAUCCUUCCAAGAGAGAGUGACAGAUCCGGGUUUUAUUAAGUAAUGUAUUGUUGAAUAAGACAAUAGCGUGAGGAGGCGAGUGAAGAUGAGAGAGGUAGAAUGAGACAAAGAGUUACAGGAACCAGGUGUGUGAGGCACGGCGGUCGCAGUUUAUAUAUAAAGGCAACCACUGCUGAAACACCUUGCAGUCUUACAGCGUCUCCCGGCAGAGAAGGAAGCCAUGAACGUCUGUCUGUUGUUGUUGGCUGUUGUGUCGGCUACUGUGGUCCAGACAUGGGCUGAGGGGGUGUUGUUUGAACCAAGGUCCAACACAGACACCUGUACACUCGACACAGGUGGUACAGGGCGAUGUGUCGACGUGCGUGAGUGUCCACCUGUUGCCGAGACAAUCGGGGUGAAGAUGCCUGUACUGUGUGGCUUCAAUGACAAGUAUCCCAUAGUGUGUUGCCCCAUCCCUGUAGAUGUGGUGGCGGAACCCAGCCUGGAUUAUUCUCCCCCUCACGUAAGCUUUGACUGUGGGGUCACUUUCGACAGGACCGUGCCGUUGUCUUACGCUCUUGGUUUUACAAGUGACAGCAACGGUAAAAUACUUCGUCCUGGACACAAUUUAACUGGGCUUAGCUUCCCAGGGCUAUUGACAGGGCUAACACCAGGCGUGAUACCAACAGGAGUUAUACCAAGUAGACUACCAACAGGACUUACACCGGGCGGGCGUUUCCAGAAGCGGUCACUGGCACCGGUCAAUACUCGACCCCCCAUCGACCCGGACAGACCCGUAGUUGGCGGCAAGACGUCUAACAUCAACGCCUGGCCCUGGAUGGCGCUGCUGGGGGAGAAGAAAAAAAAUGAGACUAUCACCUGGUUCUGUGCUGGGGCUCUGAUCAAUGAAUACUGGGUCCUUACAGCCUACCACUGCUUCCUGUUUGAAGACAUCAACAUCGUACGUCUGGGUGAACAUGACUACAAUACCGCCAGUGAUGAGGCUGUCCCUAAGGAUUACACUAUUGACAAGGUCGUCUUACACCCAGAGUUUAAGUUCCCAGCCAGCUACCAUGACUUGGCCCUUGUUAAACUGGAUCGUCAAGUUAUCAUACAGGGACACAUACGACCCGUGUGUCUGCCGUGGGGAGAGGACACUAAGACUCAGCUGGAGGGGCAGAAGGUGACUCUUACUGGCUGGGGUAACACGGCUUAUGGUGGCUCCCGCAGCUCAGCGCUACAAGAGGUGGAGGUGACAGUGUUCCCGACGCCAGAGUGUGAAAAGUCCUACUCAGAUUUACGAGACUAUCCCUUUAACUGGCCCCGAGGUUUGGGAGAUGAGGUGAUGUGUGCUGGUGAUAAGGCCGGAGGGAGAGACGCCUGUCAGGGUGACUCUGGUGGCCCCAUAGUCACGAAAGACUCCUCCAAUAGCUACACCUUGGCUGGGAUCGUGUCCUAUGGUUAUGGCUGUGGUAAGAAGAAGUACCCCGGCCUAUACGUCAACGUCCGUCACCUGCCUUAUCUGUCGUGGAUCAAGAGCAUCGCGUUCAAGUGAUCCACCAUUAACCAUACGAUGACCAAGACCACAUUAACCAGUCCCUACCUUAACUAUUCCCAGUCUUAAUCCUCCUCCUCCUCCUCCUCCUCCCAACAAGAAUAUUUCCAGCAUCUUAUAUAUAUUCUUUAUUUUUAUUUAUUUAUUUAUUUCAUCUGAGUUUUCUUCUCUAUCUGUCUUAUUAUCUUAUUUACCUGUUCCUGAUUAUUAUCGUUUAACUUCACUCUGGUGAUGGUGAUGACAAUUAACCUACUACCAUGAUGACAGUUAACCUACCAUGAUGACAGUUAACCUACCAUGAUGACAGUUAACCUACCAUGAUGACAGCUACCCUACCAUGAUGACAGCUACCCUACCAUGAUGACAGUUACCCUACCAUGAUGACAGUUACCCUACCAUGAUGACAGUUACCCUACCAUGAUGACAGCUACCCUACCAUGAUGACAGUUACCCUACCAUGAUGACAGUUAACCUCCCAUGAUGACAGUUAAUCUACCAUGAUGACAGUUAUCUUACCAUGAUUUUUAGUUAUCCUACCAUGAUGACAGUUACCCUACCAUGAUGACAGUUAACCUACCAUGAUGACAGUUAACCUACCAUGAUGACAGUUAUUUUACCAUGAUGUUUAGUUACCCUACCAUGAGGUUUAAUUAUCCCACCACGAUGUUUAGUUAACCUACCAUGAUGACAGUUAACCUACCAUGAUGACAGUUAACCUACCAUGAUGACAGUUACCCUACCAUGAUGUUUAAUUAUCCCACCAUGAUGUUUACUUAACCUACCAUGAUGACAGCUACCCUACCAUGAUGACAGCUACCCUACCAUGAUGACAGCUACCCUACCAUGAUGACAGCUACCCUACCAUGAUGACAGCUACCCUACCAUGAUGACAGCUACCCUACCAUGAUGACAGCUACCCUACCAUGAUGACAGCUACCCUACCAUGAUGACAGCUACCCUACCAUGAUGACAGUUACCCUACCAUUAUGACAGUUACCCUACCAUGAUGACAGCUACCCUACCAUGAUGACAGUUACCCUACCAUUAUGACAGUUACCCUACCAUGAUGACAGCUACCCUACCAUGAUAACAGCUACCUUACCAUGAUGACAGUUACCCUACCAUGAUGACAGCUACCCUACCAUGAUGACAGUUACCCUACCAUGAUGACAGCUACCCUACCAUGAUGCUUAGUUACCCUACCAUGUAUUACAGAUCUACGUCAGCUUGGGAGAAUUUGAUCCAUAAUAAAUGAAUAAAAAUCA